Molecule: messenger RNA, 1790 nt
Organism: Schistocerca nitens (vagrant locust)
Lineage: Eukaryota; Metazoa; Arthropoda; Insecta; Orthoptera; Acrididae
Exons: 5
Coding region: 174-1073 (299 amino acids)
Biological process (GO): DNA recombination; meiotic DNA double-strand break formation
Source: RefSeq, a predicted model, not a curated record
CAUGUGUGUGUGGGAAAUACGAAAUGGUGUUUGUAAACUUGCAGUGUCAACAUAUUCUUUCUCAGGUAUUUGAGUUUCAUUUAGGGAAACUAAAUACCCAAUGGCUCUGUAAUACAAGGAAAGAAAUAAACUGUAUUUGUAAAGUCUGUGUGUGAAGUUUGUCAGCAUAUAAUAUGUUUCAGAACCCAUCCGAAGAACUGAAAGAGAGGGUUAAACUUGCCCUUGCCAUAGCCAUAGUCAGAUCAAAACCAACAAAUAUCACAGCAAAACAAGUAGCAGUAUCACUUAAAAAGAAGCUUGAAACUGAACAAUCUACUGUUUGGAGGAGGAAGACAGAUUUAAAUCUAAGACAGAGAAUACACAAGCUGAAACAUGAGCUACUUUACAGUGCUCUUCCAUCAGAAUCAACAAAUGUAUCGGAUUUCCCUUUGGGUGGAGACAUUCCUGGUAAAGAUAUUCCAGAUGGAGCUGAAGAAGAUGCCACAGAGGAGACUGAGUUUCAUUUGAUGUUCAUUCAGUCAAUGGUGCAACUGAAAUCAGCUGUUAGUACUUGUACAUUUCUGAGGGCAUCUGUCUUGAAAACAAUUGUUAACUCCAUGGCUACAGAUGUCUUAUAUCCUGGCAAAGAAUUUGGUGCAGAACAUAACACUUCCAUUUGUGACGUGGAAUCAGUAUAUUCUUUAAACACCAUGCAAAGUGGGCCACAAAUGACUGGGGACUCAGGAUAUGGUAGUGUUGAAGUAGGGAAGGAAAGUGACAGGAAAAUUCCAAGUAGUCUUUUGAAAUACAUAUUGUGUGAUUCUGAUGCCAAUGAUCUCAUCGUAAAAUCUGUUGAGACAGUGCUUAGUUAUUUGGAGAAAUCAUUGUCAGGUGAUGAUGAAGGAAUUCUGGAAAAAAUUGUAAGAGACUGGAGGAAUUCUCUCCUUGAAGAUGCUGUAAACAUUUUAACUGAUACAGUAAACAUAUUAACUCAGUAUGACCAAGGUUCUGGUGAAUGUCGUUCAGCUUGCUUCGGUUUUAUCAAAAAACAAAUCCAUAGGAUACUAACUCCAUGUAAAAUAUCAAAGGAAUAAUCACUCCAUUGACGUCAGUGAGAACAGAUGAGCAGAAGGAGAUCCUUCCCAAAGGUGGAUGUGGAAUUGGAAAUUGGUUCCAGCAUGGCAAGGAAACAACUGGUUAACACAUCAUCACACAGGCAGCACAGUGACAGAAAUUCUAUGCAAUAGCUACUUUACUCAUGUUAUUACUUGGAGCACAAUCUCUACCACACCCUCAAUCCCUCUUCCUUUGAUUUCCUCAAUACCAGUCCUCUGAAAAACAAAUUCUUUACUCAGUUUCAUUUUUCAUACAAAUCCUUUUUAUACUGGAGUUGAUGAGUAAAAUGCAUUAAAAACAAAAUAAUAUUCAGCUGUUCGUAGAAUGACCAAAUAGUCUCCUCAACGUCCAUUGUUGUUUUCUGGCUUAUGGUGUUGCUAUUUUCUUUCAUGCAAGGAAAGGAAAGUUUUUGUAAAUUCAUCUAAGUUUAGAGAACCAUCCUUUUUUCACUGCUGUAGCCUGCGCUCAUAUGAAGCUUUCAGGGUGAAAGACAUUCUAUCAUUCCCACAGUCAUUUUAUUACCAUUUACUGAAAUUACCUUUUGUCAUAAAGCACUGCUACAAUAAUUUUUCUCUUGCAUAUUAUUCUUCUUUAUUCAUUCUGUAUUAUGCUUCAGCCUAGUGUAGAUUUAAGAAAAAAAAAACUUUUAUGAAAAUUACAAGUUAUUGCAGUGCCAUUAGAAUACCUCAGCGAAC